GUCGCUUCGAGCUCGGCACCAGGCUCCGUGGGAAAGGAAGCCCGAGCCUUGCUGAGGUGAGCGGGAGCGGUUUGGUGGGAGUAGGGUCCACCCUGGCGAGAAGGACGAGGGAAUUCGGCCUGGACGAACAUGAACGAUUGGAUGCCCAUCGCCAAGGAGUAUGACCCGCUUAAAGCUGGCAGCAUUGAUGGCACCGACGAGGACCCACAUGAUCGAGCUGUCUGGAGGGCGAUGCUGGCACGAUAUGCCCCCAACAAAGGCGUCACAGGAGACCCCCUCCUCACCCUGUUUGUGGCGAGACUAAACCUGCAGACCAAAGAGGAGAAGUUAAAGGAAGUAUUUUCCCGCUAUGGGGACAUCCGGCGGCUUCGGCUGGUGAGGGACUUGGUCACGGGCUUUUCGAAGGGCUAUGCGUUCAUCGAAUACAAAGAGGAGCGUUCUCUGCUCAAAGCUUACCGGGACGCCGAUGGCCUGGUUAUUGACCAACACGAGAUAUUUGUGGACUAUGAACUGGAAAGGACUCUCAAAGGGUGGAUUCCUCGGCGACUUGGAGGAGGCCUGGGGGGGAAAAAGGAAUCUGGGCAGCUGAGGUUUGGGGGGCGGGAUCGGCCUUUCCGAAAACCCAUUAAUCUGCCAGUUGUUAAAAACGACCAGUUUCGAGAGGGAAAGAGGGAGAGAAGGGAGCGAUCUCGAUCCCGAGAAAGACACUGGGACUCCAGGAUGAGGGAUCGGGACCAUGACCGGGGCCGGGAGAAGAGGUGGCAGGAAAAAGAAUCAACUCGGGUGUGGCCAGAAGGUGACUGGGACAGAGAGAGGGACUUCAGAGACGACAGGGUCAAGGGGAGGGAGAAGAGGGACAGAAGUAAGUAGACUCCAUCCCCUGCCAAACCCAAACGAAGGUACCCGACCAGUAAAAGUGCAGGGAGACCUGCACUGCUUGUAUACAGAAUCCAAGUCCAGUGGUUGAAUAAAACCUACUGACGAAAACAAAAACAAAACAGAAAAAACUUACUAAUGAUAAUGGGGUUGGGUACGUUUUCUUUCGACUCUGGAAUGCAGGUUCAAGAUGAACACGCUGAUAGUUUGAAUUUUCUCUUCUGCAUCUUAUAGUUUUUGUUUUUGUUUUUUGGGGCUCAUGGGCGGUUUGCGGGAUCUUAGUUCCCUCACCAGGGAUUGAACCCGCGCCCUCAGCAGUGAAAGUGCAGAGUCCUAACCAUUGGACCACCAGGGAAUUCCCUUCAUCUUGUAGUUGUAAGGACCCAUUAUUUGAUAAGCUUGAGAAACAAUUUUGCAGUCACCAGCAUCUGUACAGAAAGGCCUGUGUAAGGAGCCAUCACUCAUUUAAUUUGGCAGUACGGAAUUUGCUUUUUCUCCCAUCUAUUGGAAAUGACCAUUUUGAGGGCUUCGCAAAAAGAGGUGAUGACUGAAAACCAUUUGCACUGAUCUGUGACUCCUGGGAACCCAAAUCUGGUCAGCAUCUAAGUUGUGUGUUUUCCACCUUUAUGUCCAUAGUGCAGGGUUUGCUGCAGUGAAAUAAAAAUGAGAUAGAAAAAUGAAUCCAAGGAGAAUGUCCAGAGACUUAGUACCAAAAGCCAGUCUUAGCAGUGAUCUGGGUCAGCAACCAGCUUCUCUUGAACAAAUGUAACUCCAUUCUCGAGCCAAAUGCUGACUACCUUUUUUCCUUUUCUCUUUUUGGCGGGGUGGCUGGCAUUUAAAAUGAAAACCCAGAGUUUCAGGGCUUUGGGGCUAUGGUCUAUGGCAAUCCUCCAGCCCUUGGAAAAGAGAAAGUUCAAAAGAAGUGAGAGUGAAAUUAAAAUGAAAUCAAUGAAAGGGUAGCAGCUAGUUCCGAUGGACUGAUUUGCCUUUUCCCUCUUGAUCAUCUGGCCUCUGGUUUGUUUGAAACUGGAUAUAUUGACCUGAACUUCUGAGAGCUUUGAAUAAGUACCAUACUGUUCAUGUGAUUUUUCAAGAAAGUGACAUUCAACAUUUUUCUUUUAUCCAUGGCUGUGUCUUUGAAAGUUCAGGUUCUUAAAAUUCAGGAUGUCUCAUGUAAAGUAAAUGUCUGAUUUAGUAGCAAGACUCACACAUUCAUUACUAGGUUUUUGCAUCAGGAGUAUGAAUCUCAUUGUUACAUAGGGGACCUACGAUAUCUUAAAAUUGCUGUCAGCUGUUAGAACUGUUUUAGAAAAAUAUGCUCUUUCCUUUGUAAAUUUCCAGUGCAGAAUUUUACUAUUCUCCUAAAUCUCAGAAUACCGCCUUGCAGGAACACCUUUCUGAUUUCACCCACGUUUCAUUUACAAAGUGUGUUAUGGGCUAGAGUUGGUAGGUACAUUAGGUAAAACAAGCUGCUCCACAUCAGGGAAGCUGAGUUGUGAGACAGCUUCAGAAGAAACACAUACAGGGGCAGCAGUGUUUACAUAGUGUUUACAUAGUCUAAGCUGGCGGUUAUCAACCCUGAGUACCAGAAUACCGAUGGAUGGAAAAAAUAUGCACAUUCAGUCCCCACCCCUGGACAUUUGGGCUUAGUCUUAUAAUGGCCCUGGUAACCAAAAAAAAAAAAAAAUUAGUAGAACCCCCCUGUCAGGGACUGUAGUUGUCAACAUGGCAAAGGCGGAUACCCUCUGACCCGGCAGUUCUGCUGCUAGUUUAUUCUGCAGACUGAUGCACGUGUGUGAAAGUGUGCAGCGCUGUUUCAGAAAGAUUGGAAGCUACGUGUCCACCAGUGGGGCCUGGACAAACAUGAACAAAUUACACUCGAUGGUCGACCAGGGUUCCUCAGUCUUGGCACUAUUGACAUUUGGGGCUGGAUAAUUCUUUGGUAUCGGGUGCCGUCCUAUGCAUUGUAGGAUAUUUAGCAGCGUCCCUGGGGCCUACUGGAUGACAGUAGCACCCACCCAGUUGCGACAACCAAAAAUGUCUCCAGUGAGUGCCAAAUAUCCCUGGGGGCCAAAAUCACCCCUGGUUGAGACCCACUGUCUUUUAUACUGGUGUGAAGUCAUGUCCAGGGUAUUCUAAGGAAAGAAAGGUAUGGGAUAGCAUGUGUAUAACACGCUGCCAUUUAUGUAAAAAGAGAACAGAAAUAUAUCUAUUUUUUUUACAUGAUUGCAUGUAUAUUUAUAAAUUAUUUCAGGAAAGACACCCAGGAAACUACCAACACUGGUCACCCCACGGGGAAGGCAACCAAAGGUGAUGCGGGGAGGGGGAUUCCUCAGCACACAUGCUUUUAUACUCUCUGAGAAUAAACUCUAAUAGUUCUAAUGGGCAGUCAGGUUGGAGAACCACUGCUCUAAACCAACAUUAUCGUGUCUGGUCAUUUUUCUCAGUGAUCUGGAAACGGAGUUCAUGUAGAUUCUAUAAACCGACUUGAUGGUUUCUUGGCAAACCACAGUAAAAUGUGUAGAAAGCAGUCCAGUCAGAUGCACUUGAGUGCCCUGUCAGGAAAUGGUACCUCUCUCAAUCCGUGAGCACCCCGUCUUGCACCCUGGGUGCUCCGUGGGUGGAGAGAAAGGAUUAUUUGGGUAACCCCCCAACUUGCCAGUUGCAGACAGGGCAUGUGGCUCUCCGUCUCCACUGCACCCCAUGAGUCAGCCAGACAUUUGGUCCCCAAGCCAUCUUUUCACCCACCGCCAUUGCUUUGGCAAGUCUACCCUACCCACCAUCUGGCACCCCCUAGGGUUCCGCACGCCACACUCAAUCCGCUUUGGGACACUUGUCCUCUUCGCAGGGGACUAAGUAUUUGACACAGUGAAUGCUGAAACAAGAUGCCAAGAAAAAAAGAAUCCACACAAGAAAUGUUGCAAUGUCUCAUCCUUAGCAACUUUGUUUGGUUAGUACUGCAUAACUCACAGCAGAUUCCAAGGCACUGGCCUUGAACAUUGCUACAUGCUCUAGGCAUUAUCAGUAACAAGGUGCAAUAGAGAACCACAGGCUCUUGCAAACUUGCCUCCAGUUUCUGGGCGGGAGGACUGUCCUCCCUAUUUUCCGUUUGCUUUGUGCCUAAGCUGGGCCAGCUCAUCCUGUGACUUCAGAGGCCCUGCCUGUCUAGUCGAUGCAUCCUAUAUAUUAUGCUACCACC
Balaenoptera musculus (blue whale) is the source of this 4075-nucleotide messenger RNA. RefSeq names its product small nuclear ribonucleoprotein U11/U12 subunit 35 (gene SNRNP35). The transcript has 2 exons. The record is from RefSeq and is a predicted model, not a curated record. The coding region runs from base 130 to 870 and encodes 246 amino acids. Gene Ontology annotation, cellular component: U12-type spliceosomal complex; precatalytic spliceosome. Gene Ontology annotation, molecular function: snRNA binding; mRNA binding. Gene Ontology annotation, biological process: mRNA splicing, via spliceosome. Lineage: Eukaryota; Metazoa; Chordata; Mammalia; Artiodactyla; Balaenopteridae.